UUGACUGACCUGAAAGACCGCAUAGGCUACGACGCCGGCACUACCCGCCUGGAAGACGCCAUUGCCACGGCCACUGAGCACGGGUUCCAUUACCUGGACUUCAAUGCCGACCAGGGCCCCAAUCGCCUGACCGACUGGGACGAUAUACGGGUAGCUGCGGUAAUCCGAGCCGCGAGGGAAAGCGCGAUCACCCUAACUCUCCAUACCGCAUCGUCCAUCAACAUAGCCGAGUUUUCUCCCUACGUCGAUGAGGCCGUGGACCGGUAUCUGGAGGGCAACAUUGACCUGGCCAGGCAGCUGGGGUGUCACGGCGUGGUAACUCAUGGCGGUUACCACUUCAGCAGUUCACUGGACUACCGGAUGCAGUCAUCCCUGGAACGGUUGAAACGCGCCACUGAGUAUGCCGAGUCCGCUGGCGUCAACUUGCUCCUGGAGAACCUGAACUUCGAGCCUGACGACGCGGAAAUCCACUACCUUGCCCACACAGUCGAGGAAUGCCGCUUCUAUUUCAAUGCUAUUUCCUCGGAACGGUUUGGCUGGGCCUUCACCGUCAACCACGCCCAUCUGGUACCGGAGGAUGUUGAAGGCUUCCUGGACGCGUUUGGCAUUGACCGCAUCGGCGAGGUGCGCCUUGCGGACAACACUGGUGAGAAAGAAGUUCACCUCAAUCCCGGAGAGGGCAACAUCGAUUUUCCUGCUGCUUUUGGCCGACUGGAAUCCUCAGGCUACACGGGCUUCUACUCCAUGGCCUUCGGCAGCCUCGAAGACAAGCUGGCAGCCCGGGAAUACUUCGCCGGGUGCAUUGGCGGGUAA
This is a messenger RNA of Geodia barretti, 813 nucleotides long. Lineage: Eukaryota; Metazoa; Porifera; Demospongiae; Tetractinellida; Geodiidae. The record is from the annotation of a GenBank genome assembly.